AUGACUGCCACAAAAUCGCCCAAUGUCUUUGACUUAAUGUCUCUUAAAGGAAAGGUUGCAGUUGUGACCGGAGGUGCCCGCGGCCUUGGAUACGAAAUGAUGCUCGCGUUGGCUGAAGCCGGUGCGGAUGUAGCAUGCAUCGAUAUCCUUGGUGAUACGGCAGUGGUAUCUGCACAAGUUGUGGCAGCCGAAUGCAAGGUCAAAUCAAGUGGUUGGGAAUGCGAUGUAGCCGAUGAGGAGCAGGUUGCGUCCGUGUUUCAAAAGAUUGUCGAGCACCAUGGUCAAAUUGAUGUACUGGUUACCGCCGCUGGUAUCAACAAGAAUGGUAAAGCUUUUGAGUUUACGGGCAAGGAUGUACGCAAGAUCUUUGAUGUCAAUGUCACUGGCACAUUCUUCUGCAUGCAACAAGCCGCCAAACAUAUGAUCGAUGCUGGACGAGGUGGAUCCAUUGUCACAGUGGCAUCCUUGGCAGCUCAUGUCUUCAACAACCCGCAGAUUCAUGCACCAUACAAUGCUAGCAAGGCGGCCGUACUACAACUGUCAAGAUGUCUGGCCUGUGAGUGGGGACCCCACAACAUUCGUGUAACCACCAUCUCCCCCGGCUACUUUGCGACGGAAAUGACAAACAAGCUUAUUGGUGAGAUGGGCAUGAGUGUAGAGGAUACAGUGAAAACCUGGAAAUCGGAAGCUCCACUGGGUCGCGUCGGCACGCCACACGAGUUGAAAGGAACCGUCGUGUUUUUGGCAUCAGAGGCAUCGGCUUUCUGUACCGGUACUGAAAUUUUGGUUGAUGGUGGCGCAACCGUUUGGUAG
Zychaea mexicana is the source of this 813-nucleotide messenger RNA. RefSeq lists its product as uncharacterized. Gene Ontology annotation, molecular function: oxidoreductase activity, acting on NAD(P)H, oxygen as acceptor. The record is from RefSeq and is a predicted model, not a curated record. Gene Ontology annotation, cellular component: intracellular anatomical structure. Lineage: Eukaryota; Fungi; Mucoromycota; Mucoromycetes; Mucorales; Lichtheimiaceae. Bases 1 to 813 code for a protein of 270 amino acids. The transcript is spliced from 3 exons.